Messenger RNA from Seriola aureovittata, 3396 nucleotides. RefSeq names its product trophinin associated protein (gene troap). The record is from RefSeq and is a predicted model, not a curated record. The coding region runs from base 809 to 2851 and encodes 680 amino acids. NCBI's taxonomy places the organism in Eukaryota, Metazoa, Chordata, Actinopteri, Carangiformes, Carangidae. The transcript is spliced from 14 exons.
AUACUACAUAAUGAAAAUACCCCAUUACAAGUUAGAAUCCUGCAAUGUACUCAGAACCUCCCUUUCAAACUAUGUUAAUCCCUAGGGGAUAAAUAAAGUAUCUAUCUAUCUAUCUAUCUAUUAUUACAUCUGGAAUAAUUAGUUGAUUAAUUAAUACGUCAGUUGACAUAAAAUGAAUUAUCAAUAUUUUAGUUUUUCCACAUAAAAACACCCCAACAUUCUCUAACUUGUACCUCUCCAGUGUGAGGAUUUGCUGCUUUUCAGUUUUAUUUCAUUGUAUAUUAAAUCAUUUAUAGACCAAACAAGUAGCUAUUCAAGAAAGUAGUUGUCAAAAUAACUGAUGAUGAAAAAAAAAAUUAUUUAUUGCAACCCUUAAUUAUUACACUUUUACGUUAUUAAAUUAUGUUAUAUCAAUAAGAUAUUACUACUGUUGCAUUAACGUUGAAGUUGCUAGAAGCAGAGCUAAUUUUGACUAUGUACAUUCUUGGUUGGUCUUGUUCAUAAUAAUUAUAUAAUCAUAUGUUUUGUCUGUAAAAUCUCAAAGAAACAUAUGCAAAAUGACUAGUAACUAAAGUUGUCAAAUAAAUACAGUGGAGUAGAAGUGUACAGCAGAAUAAUAUAGGCUACUAGCAUGUACUCAAGAAAGGUACAGGUCCCUCACCAGUGCGGCCUUCACAGACUGGUGAUAGUAUAGGAUUUACAAGUAACUGUUACUGCUAAAUAUGACUGAUUUUUCUACAGACCUGAGUGACUGGACGUAAGUUCUUCUCUACACCUUCACCACCCACUAUCUCCUCCUGUCAUCACUAUGGAUUCCUCUGCAGUCCUUCGUCAGCAAAGUCGGAACAAAAUUUGCAGUGACUUUAUGAGAAUGAAGAAUGAUCAUAACAAAAUGCCAGCAGACUCAAAGCCUUCCAAACUUGUGUCUGCAUCUCACCUUUCUAAACAAGAAAGUGAGAACAAAGAUCCAGGAAUCUCAGAAAUAGGCAGAAAGGCACCUGUGCGACCAGGUGUAAGCAGGCUACCGGUGCUUGCAAAGUCUCUUCAUCUUCAGACUCCUUCCAGCUUCAGUCAGUCCCACUGUAGAUGGGAGGAGAAACCUCUGGCUGGGAAAGCUAAGAAGAAAAAGCCAUGCACCAGGCCUGUGCCGUUUAACCUGUCUCAGCCUAAGAGUUCAAGAACGACCAGCGAAAAUCAACUGCCCCUAACUGUGCCACAAUCACAGACUGGCGCUGAUGCUGUCCAACCUGAAAAAAAUGUAUGCAAUCCUCGUCUUAAGACCCAAACCAUAAAUUCAAAACCUUCCAAACAUCAAGCUGUGUUAAACAGCCACGUGGACUCAACACACAAGUCUCAUCGAAAGGCUACAGAAAAUAUAUCCAACCUGUUGGCGAAGUCUGGGCUUCCCAACAUUUUUAAGACUUCAGCCACUUUGUCCAGUCCUCUGUCAGCCAUUCCUAACAACACUCUGCAGGACAGUGCUCCUUCUUCUGCACAGACUGCUCUUAGUGCAGAGACCUUUUUGGAAAACAUGAACCUGCUCAGUCUCAAAGAUCCGACCAAGACCUUGCACAUCAGCCAGAACACAGAGCUGACCUCACAGGUUCAUUUUUCAAAGGGUUCAACUGACAAAGGGGAGAACUUCCAGCCCAACCAUGCAGCUUUGCUCAGUAUCCUGCGGAACGAGGGAGUCAGCACCACAGAUCUGGGAUCUGCAUCUCCACAGUCUAAACCGUACAAUUAUCUGCCCCAGCGGGUGUCUGUCAUGAAGAGUCGACAAAAAGCUGGGCCCACCACAGCAAAGUUGGUGCCGUUCUCCCCGGACCCCGCUGCACUGCAAAGUAUCCUCCAGAACGAGGGGGUGAAGGCUGGAGGGCUCGCAAGUGCCACGCCCCGAAAGUCUGUGUGUCCGUCAGGCAGAGGCACUUCAGUCUACACAGCUCAGAGAGUGCCGGUUAGGAAAAAUCAUGCAGAGGCGACCAGUGGACCAGUGGCACUAGCGCUCAGAGAGACUCCACUGAAGAAAUGGACUCCGCAGAGAGUCCGCGACACCAGACAUCAGCCCAUGUCUUCUAUGAAAUGGCAUCUGUCGACACCGUACGCUGCCACUCCCGGGCUGAAGAGCAAAACCAACCUUCAGCCGCACCAGGAGCAGGAGGUCGUCCAGAGAUUAUUUGAGGAUCAAGAGGACGAGCAGAACACAGACGUGACAGACAAAGAUCCUGAGACACAAGCAGAGCAGCUCCCAGUUCAAGCCUCAAGUACCAAAUCCCGCUGUGAAGAAAAGUUAGAGAGCAGAGCUAACAUCAGCAAGGAUGAGGAGCAGGAGCGGACGGUUGCGGGAGAGCAGCCGUUCUUUCAGGCACCGCAAAGAGAGUCGGUCAUUUUUUUCUCAACGGGCAAAAAGCUGCUCAGAGCUCCACGUUUUGAGAAGCAGGAGAGCUCUUGUGAUCAGGAUCAGCAUGGUCCAGUUUCAUCAGAACAGAGAACGGUGCAGCCAGUACAAGAAGAGAUGUCAUCUGUGUCAGAACCGAGCGGUCAGAUCAACCCUCCUGUUCAGAGUCUGCACAGAGACAUCAUUGUUCAGCGGAGUUGUGGUCUGAGUCCUGCAGUUGCGUUGCUGCGUAAGCGUCUGCCUCCUCUGGAGGAGCUGCGUAUGGACGAGGAGGUGGCCAACUACACCUCGGUGUCUGUCCCGUCUGCUUCCGGGUUUCUCCCACUGCGGCCUCGCUGUGGAAACCCGCUGGCCUCCAUCCUGCACUUCGAAGAGUCCUCUAGAUUUGUUCCAAUUGGCUUCGAUCUCCCCUCUGGUCCUUCCUCUCCACACAGCUCUCCACUGCAGGAGAGAUGAUUUGCACUACAAGUACAGUAUUUGUUUUUACUGUGAAAGUCCAGAGUGGAUAAGCUUACUCCCUUGUACUGAUGACUGAGAGUUUCUCUAGUGGAACUGAUGAUGUUUGUCCAACACUGCUGUUGCCAGCCUUAACACAGGUCUAAAGAACGCUACUGGUGUCAUUUUUUUCAAACCGUUUGUCUUACAAAUGUUUAUGAUUUUACUUUUUAAUAGAUGCUUUCUAAAACAAAAAAAUAGAGGUUAUAUGUGUUAAAUGAGGCAUCUUUUAUACUGAAGGCACUCAUCUUUGUCCAUAAUGUAGAUGCACAGCUCUUACAUAUUAUGUUUAUGACAUGAAUCCAAACCUAAAUGUGGGAAAAGUAAAUGUUGUAAAAGGUCAAUGAAGACACUAGACUUCAUCAGUGUUAUAGCUACAGCACGCACGUAGAUUAGGAACAUUGUUAUUAGUUAUUUGCAAUUUUUUAAAAACCAGAAUCUUGUUGUGGAUUGAAAACGAUUAAAAUUCAUAAUGUACAGUGUUUAUAAUAAAUGUAUAUAUGUUA